Molecule: messenger RNA, 2636 nt
Organism: Ectocarpus sp. CCAP 1310/34
Lineage: Eukaryota; Phaeophyceae; Ectocarpales; Ectocarpaceae
Source: the annotation of a GenBank genome assembly
UUUUUCGAGCCUUCUUCUUGUUUGCAAGGCAAGCGAAGUCUUCUUGGGGUAACCGGAACCCGACCGGCUGGCGGCGAGUAGAAGAACCAUCUUUUUCCCAACAAUCUUCUGUGCGUGUGUGCGGGUGCGCCACGUCCGGCACGCAUUGCCUGAAGUGUCCAGUUCGAUAGACAGAGCAUCGUUUGUUGGCCCACCCACCGUUUUUCUUUUUCCGUACUACUCCGGAAGAAAAUUAGGUGAGCAGCGGAUUUUGAACCCGUGUCAUUUUCAACCAAAAGCAAACACUUGACAUAUCAUGUCGACGCCAUUGUGGAAAAGAGGGUUUCGGCCUCGACAGACGUUGGGGAGUUUCAACCUUUAUGAAGGUGUUCUCCACACCAGCGUUGAUUCUUAAAAACAUUCUUCUCAAGAGCUGCAUGGAGAAUGAGUUGACUCUGUCGUGGAUGCGAGCUUACUUGAACAGGAAGGGGCGUAUUACCGACGUCACUCUCGAGUAUUUCCGACUCGAGCUCAAGAGACCAGUCAUUGGACUAGGGUCUACGGUUUUUCCAGAACCCAACGAAUGCGAUAAGGAUGUAUUCAAUGCGCAGAUUUUGUUUAAUAAAUUGGCUGUCAAAGUUUUUCUUUCCCAUAAUUGGAAGUCGUUUGCAACAAUUUCUCCGGAUAUAAUACCACCCGAUUUUAUUGAAGUCAUCGCCGACGCCCAUGUCAUGCACACAAUCAAGUACCCGAUAUACAAAGACCAAUCGGAAAGGGUUCACCUUGUCGAAACGACACAGGAAUUUAUCGAUUUCACAUGGCAACUCAUUGCGAAAGUGUGUUUGCGGUUUGAAACUAGUGUACAUGUGUCUCCCGAUGAUCUCUCCUCUGCCAGCGUAAGAAAGUGGCUUCCAUCGACACCCAUCCUGCAACAAUUGGUUGCACCAGGAACCAACGAUAUUGAGUAUUUCUUGGAUCCGGAUAGUCGCACAAAUCAAGAGUUGUUCCAGGUAGAGGCUCGGUGCCCACGCAUGUCGAUCAAAAUGCACACUGGUAAGCCAGAGGUAAGAGAGUUUGACGACGGUAGACGUGAUUUGGCUAUGCUCGCCACACUUGGCAAGGAUGUUUCGUGGGCGACGACAUGGGAUAUAGUAUCCAGCAUACUGAAGGCUAACGGUAUUUUCAUAUACGCGGAGAUAUACCAUGAUUCGUCCACCCCGUUUCGGUUGCAGUACGUAUUGAAGGACGGCGUGGAAUUGGAAUAUACCCCGGAAGACAUUGAGAAGAUAAAUGAAUUUAUGAGUGUGGUUCUUGAAGACGUGAGAUCAAACAAAAACCUGGACUCAUUGGUUGGGCUAGUGCGUGAUGCUACCUUUAGCACUACCGCAGUGAUUUACACUGUAAAAGACUACACCUCAAGAGUAGAAAUCGACAACAUAGAAUUUAUUCUUGGCCGGGAGUCGGGAAAUAAAGUUGCCAUGGUACUCAGCCCGGAUUUGCUCAUUGAAAAAGCCAGUAGAGGACACCUCCAUUUUGUCGGUGAUGACUCGAUUGAUGUCUCGUACCUGGGUGAUGCACCGGCCUCUGUUGUGGAGACGCAUGAAAACGUGCAGCGGGAAACGGAAGACCUUGCGAAACUCGGCAAAGUCGUCGAUUUCAAGGAAUCACCCGAUUCGGUUAUUCAGAAGAAUGGCGUCCAUUCGUGUCACGUUGUAUUCGGGAACUCGGAUAAUUUAUUCCAUCGUAAAAAUGUCACAAUAGCGGUUUUUGAAUCCCUAGCUACGACGAAGGGUAGCGGUUUGUUCAGUCGAAUAAGCGAUCUGUUCGCCGACCUGAUCAAUCACAGGGAACGCCUCGCCAGCGAGAAGGGUGAAAGCGAGCUGGACACUUUGUUGAAUCAAUUGGAUACACUCCAUGACAUACGACGGGAAUACACUGUAUGCUCCAGUGAAGAAGACACUUGUCUGGCAACAGACACCAUCCAUACCACCACUCUACUCGCAAACACAGCUCUCGCACAUCUACACGAUCUGGCGACAACCAAACUAGCAUCUUCAAUUGAUGAAGUUGCAGGGGACAACGUAGAUGAGUGGAAAGCGUUCGAACAGGCUCGAGAUUCGAACGAUAGAAAUCAUAAUAAAAUGGCGAGGGCUGCUGUCACGUGUGCUGCAUUGAUCGUGGAGAACGGAACCUAUCCUGACAUUUUUCUUGCUUAUCAUGCGAGAAAGGCGCAGCAUGGUAGCUCCGAUCGGUUUCCUCUUGGGAUUGGGAGCUUUACUUGGAAGUUUUUUAUGGAUGUUGGUGACUCGAUUAAAAGGUUCGCGGAUCGGAAAAGUUACUUUGAGAACUUUUCAAGAGUAAUUUUAAAGGAUCACGCUGAAGACGUGCAUGGUAUGAAAGUCGCAGACACCAUAAGACACGAGCAUGUUGUUAGUUGGCACCUUCUCAUGUACGCUGUGAUCUGUCUGAUCUGUAGAAUUAUAUUCAACUUCAUACCAGGACAUUACAACGGUACACAGAAAAAAUCCGUGGCGAACAUGUUACAUCUCCUUGUGGGUAUUUCGGGACUCACUAUGGUCUGCCAUUGGAAGCCGUCCACUUGGUGGUAUGGGUUGGUGUCACAUAUGCUACAGAAUCCUUUUAUGGGGCUCUUUUAG